Messenger RNA from Pseudomyrmex gracilis, 1679 nucleotides. RefSeq names its product alpha-amylase-like. The transcript has 5 exons. The record is from RefSeq and is a predicted model, not a curated record. Gene Ontology annotation, biological process: carbohydrate metabolic process. NCBI's taxonomy places the organism in Eukaryota, Metazoa, Arthropoda, Insecta, Hymenoptera, Formicidae. The coding region runs from base 30 to 1547 and encodes 505 amino acids. Gene Ontology annotation, molecular function: cation binding; alpha-amylase activity.
AUUGUUGUCAUUAUUUGUUUCGAGCUCAUAUGGGAUUGACGACGAUUCUCGUGCACAGUUCCGCAAUGUCGUUUCUUGCACUCAGCUUCGUGUCCUUGCUGGCGGGCGCGCUCGCCCAGAAAGAUCCGCAUUAUCUGGACGGUAGAACCACGAUGGUUCAUCUGUUCGAAUGGAAGUUUCAGGACAUCGCCAAAGAAUGCGAGACCUUCCUCGGUCCGAUGGGUUACGGAGGUGUUCAAGUUUCCCCGAUAAACGAGAAUCUCAUCAUCGACAAGAGACCUUGGUACGAGCGAUAUCAGCCGCUGUCCUACAAGAUUAUUUCUCGUUCCGGGACCGAGGCCGAAUUUCGAGACAUGGUGAGCAGAUGUAACAAAGCGGGUGUGCGAAUCUACGUCGACACGGUCUUCAAUCACAUGACGGCAAGCGCAAAUCCCGCGUACGGCACUGGUGGUUCGUUUGCAGUGCCGGAUCAACUCGAUUAUCCGGCAGUUCCGUAUUCCGUUGCGGACUUCCACAAGUCGUGCCUCAUCCAGAAUUACAACAACGCUACCGAGGUCCGGGACUGCGAACUGUCCGGCCUCCACGAUCUCGAUCAGAGCAAGGAACACGUUCGCGAAAAGAUAGUCGAGUUCCUCAACGACAUCGUCGAUCACGGAAUCGCCGGCUUCCGCGUUGACGCGGCCAAGCACAUGUGGCCCCAGGAUCUUGCGAUUAUCUACAACAGAACGAAGGAUCUGUCCACGGCAGCCGGAUAUCCGCCGAACACGCGACCUUACAUCUAUCAGGAGGUGAUCGAUCUCGGUGGGGAAGCGGUCAACAAAUACGAAUACAACAGCUUUGCAAAUGUCAUCGAAUUUCAAUAUGGCAUCAUUCUUGGCACUAUGUUCCGUAACAAAGAUAAAUUGUCGAGAUUGGAAACAAUAAGCGAUCCGAAUAAAUGGAGAUUGUUACCUUCCGCGGACGUGUUAACCAUGGUGGACAAUCACGACAAUCAGAGAGGACACGGCGCCGGUGGAAGCAACAUUCUCACGUACAAGGAACCGAAACCUUACAAGAUGGCGAUAGCUUUCAUGCUGGCUUAUCCUUACGGUCACACCCGAAUCAUGAGUUCCUACGCGUUCGACGAUCCCAGCCAAGGACCGCCCGCGACUUCGAACGGUGAGAUUAUUUCGCCCGAGAUCUUGGACGGCCGGUGCGUGAACGGUUGGGUCUGCGAGCACAGAUGGCCGCAGAUCUACCACAUGGUCCAGUUUCGCAAUCUGGUUAAAGAUGAAAAGUUAGAGAACUGGUGGAGCAACGGAGAAAAUCAGAUCGCUUUCUCGCGCGGCAACAAAGGUUUCGUUGCCUUUACCGUUGACGGUGAUCUUCGCGAAAGGUUGCAAACUGGAUUGCCCGGUGGCACGUACUGCGAUGUAAUAACCGGAAAUUUGGUCAACGGUAACUGCAGCGGAAAAACGGUGACGGUCGACGACAAUGGUACGGCCGAUAUUGAGAUCCCGUCGAACGAGGAGGGUGUGCUCGCUCUUCAUAUUCAGGCAAAAUUGUAAAAACUCGUUGUGAGAGACUACUUCUUCAGAAGAAACAGCGUGUCGCAAAUCCGCAUCUAAUGUGAAACAACGAAGAUUUCGAAAUGUAUAACUCUCUCUCAUAGUUGAAUAAAAAUUAUGUGUGCGCAGAAA